GAGACAAAAGCCUGCCUGUCUUUACAGAUGAAAUUUUCUUGUUCUCUUCUGCCCUGAGUGUUUCCCAAGCAUGCAGGCAACAAGCUUAUUAAUUUUGGUGGGGCUUAUAGCAGAGUUUCACAUCUUCUCAAGAGCCUUCUCUCCAGUCAACUGCAAGUGGGACUCAUAUGGCCCUUGGUCAGAAUGCAAUGGCUGUACAAAGACUCAGACUCGAAGGCGUUCGAUUGCUGUUUAUGGGCAAUACGGAGGGCUUCCAUGUGUGGGGAGUGCUUUUGAAAUACAGUCUUGCAACCCCGAACGAGGCUGUCCAACGGAAGAGGGCUGUGGGGACCGGUUUAGGUGUUUUUCAGGUCAGUGCAUCAGCAAAUCAUUGGUUUGCAAUGGGGAUUCUGACUGUGAGGAAGAUGGUGCUGAUGAAGACAAGUGUGAGGAUGCAGAAAGCAGACCUUCCUGCGACAUUGACAAACCUCCUCCCAACAUAGAACUUACCGGCAAUGGUUACAACGCACUUACUGGCCAGUUUAGGAACAGAGUCAUCAACACCAAAAGUUUCGGUGGUCAGUGCAGGAAAGUGUUCAGCGGGGAUGAAAAAGAUUUCUACAGACUAAGUGGAAAUAUCCUUUCUUAUACAUUUCAGGUCAAAGUAGAUAAUGAUUUUAACUAUGAAUUUUACAACAGCAGUUGGUCUUACGAAAAGAGCACAAACACAUACCAUACAUCAUCUAGUUCAAACAGGUUCUUAUUUUUCUCCUCCUCGUCGAAUCAACGCUCUCAGACUUCAAGUACCAAGAAAAUCUACAUGCAAAAGAGUUACAAAUUGUUGGUUGUUCAGAACACUGUUGAAGUGGCCCAGUUCAUCAAUAAUAAUCCUGAAUUUUUACAACUUGCGGAGCCAUUCUGGAAGGAACUCUCCCAUCUUCCCACUCUGUAUGACUACAGUGCCUACCGACGGUUAAUCGACCAGUAUGGGACACAUUACCUGCAGUCUGGGUCCUUAGGAGGAGAAUACAGAGUUCUAUUUUAUGUGGAUUCAGGAAAUACCAAACACAGUGAUUUUGGGUCAGCCCAGCAGAAAGGAUGCUCGUCUUCCGACUUCAAGUUUUUUUUUGUAUCAUCAGCAGAUAAGAGAUGUAAGGAACUGGAAGAUGCUGUCAAAUCAACUUCAGGAAACCAGGGCAGAGUGCUUCGAGGAGAGCCAUUUGUCAGAGGUGGAAGACCUGGCUUUGUAGCUGACCUUAGUUUCCUGGACCUGGAUGAUCCUGCUGGAAACAAAGAGCGGUAUUCCUCCUGGGCCAGCUCUGUAACCAAUCUUCCCCAAGUCAUAAAACAAAAGCUGACACCAUUGUAUGAGCUGGUUAAGGAAGUGCCCUGUGCCUCUGUGAAAAGACUGUACCUGAAGCAGGCGCUUGAGGACUACUUGGAUGAAUUUGACCCCUGCCACUGCCAGCCUUGCCAGAAUGGUGGCCUUGCUACUGUUGUGGGGACACAGUGCCAGUGCCACUGCAAACCAUACACAUUUGGUAUGGCGUGUGAGCAAGGAAACCUUGUCGGCAAUCAAGCAGGAGGGGUUGACGGAGGUUGGAGCUGUUGGUCCUCUUGGAGCCCCUGUGUUCAAGGGAAGAGAUCAAGAAGCCGAGAAUGCAAUAAUCCCCCUCCCAGUGCAGGUGGAAAGUCCUGUAUUGGAGAAACGACUGAAAGCAGGCAGUGUGAAGACCAGGAUUUGGAGAAUUUGCGGUUACUUGAGCCACAUUGCUUUCAUUUGUCUUCGGUUCCAAAAGGAUUCUGCCCAUCACCCCCCACCUUAAAAGAUGGAUUUGUUCAAGGUGAAGGUACCAUGUUUCCUGUUGGGAAAAACAUAGUAUAUGCUUGUAAUGAAGGGUAUUCUCUUAUCGGCGAUCCUGUUGCCAGGUGUGGAGAAGAUUUACAGUGGCUUGUUGGAGAAAUGCAUUGUCAAAAAAUUGCCUGUUUUCUACCUGGAGUGAUGAAUGGCAUGCAGAGUCACCCCCAGAAACCAUUUUACAUGGUUGGUGAGAAGGUGACCCUUUCCUGUGUGGGUGGUAUGUCCUUAGAAGGCCCUUCAACCUUCCUCUGUGGCUCCAGCCUUAAGUGGAGUCCUGAGCUGAAGAGUGCCCAGUGUGUGCAAAAAGUCACCAGCACUCUACCACCAGCAGCCCCUGCAUGCCAGCCCUGGGAGAAACUGCAGAACUCAAAGUGUGUCUGUAAAAUGCCCUAUGAGUGCGGAUCCUCCUUGGAUGUAUGUGCCCGAGAUGAGAGAAGCAACCGGAUUCUGUCUCUGACCAUCUGUAAGAUGCGUGUUCUCCACUGUCAAAGAAGAAAUUAUACUCUUGUUGGCAAAGACAGCUGUACUCUGCCUGCUUUGACUGAGAAAGCCUGUGGUGCCUGUCCAAUAUGGAGCAAAUGUGAUAAUCAGACCAGCAAAUGUGUCUGCAGAGAAGUAUCGGAGUGCCAGAAUGCAGGCUACAGAAUCUGUGUGGAAGUGAAUGGCAAAGAGGAGACAAUGUCUGAGUGUGAGGCUGGCAUCUUAAAGUGCAGAGGGCAGAGCAUCUCUGUCACAGCCAUAAAGCCCUGUGCUGGGGAAGCCCAGUAGGAUCUGGAGGGGGUGGGGCUUGAUCCUCUUCAUCAGAAUCUAGUGGCAAUGGAUGAUGGGUUAAAACAUCUGUAACUGGUCCUUAGACCACUUUCCUAGCAGGAAGGCAUAAUCCUUUCUCCUUUCUCUCCAAUAUUUACUUCUCCCUUCCCUGUUCAGCCACCUGUGCAAACAAAUCCUUUGUUUCCUCAAACCCCAGGCCAGAUUUCCCUCCUUUACAAGUAGUAUGAAGAACACUCAUGAACCAUGGCAUGCUGAGCUAUAUGUGAGGUUGUGGAAAACUGCAUUGGGAUUUGACAUUUUUUUUUUUUUUUUUUUGUCUGUAACCUUACAGGAAGAGACUAGAGACACAUUUUCUUCAUUCAUUCAUUCAUUCAUUCAUUCAUCCCUAUGAUUUUGUUGACUGUGAUUGACCCAGUCCAUGGGCCUGUGUUCCUCCUCCGAGUUGAUUAGGAAAACAGAAAGAACAUAAUUUCCUGAUUACAGAGAUUGCCUUUCCUCAGUGAAAUCAAACACACACACACACACACACACACACACACACACACACACACACACGCACACACUGGGAGAAGCAGACAGAUAUAAUUAUUUCCAUCCCGAGGGGUGAUGUCAUGCUUUGCUCUUCUGAGCCAUUCCCACAUGUAGGAUCUUUCUUCUUGUUAGAAGAUCAAACUCCUUAAAUGUCAAAGCAGAAUUCAUCAUGCUAUGGUCACAGGGCACCGUCUGCCUGCUUGUCUGAGAGCAAAUAUGAUUCAGUCUCUUGGGGGUUUUCUUCCGGAUGUGUCAAAUAUACCCUGAAAAUCACUCUGCUUUUGAAAGAAGCGUCAGUUUAUGCUAGAGCUAUUUAGUGAUGCAUAUUCGAGAAUAAUCCUCCCUAAUGUGGUUACAGCCCUAGAUUUUUCUAGAAGCACACAAUUUAAGACAUUGAUAUUUGGUCUAUUUCUUAGUCAUCUUUUAUUAAACAUAACAGCAACAAAAAAUCCAGCUGUCGAAGGUGUCGUGCGUGGGCUUAAAUAGAGCUUAAAAUAUGUACAAACACUAUCUCUGUGUGUUUUUUUCUUUUUGAGCCUGUUAGGUAUAUUUCAAACAAACUUUAAGUUGCUAAGGAGUAGAAAAUGCAUUCAAGAUCUUAUUAUUUAGAUAUUUUCAAAGUACAUAGUGUCUGAUGUGACUAUUCCAGAUGGAGCUUUUCAUAACAGUUUCCUUUGAGUUUUGAUGCAGAUGUUAUAUAUAGAAGUUGCACGGUUGUCGGUUUCAUUUAUUGAAAACAAUCACACUUAAAUAUAUUAACUGCACUGAUUUAGAGGAUACUAUGGAUUUGACAUCUUUCCUGGGUAUAGGUGUUGAUUUGAAAAUGCCAGGAUUGACUGUUGAGCCCCAUAAGAGGAAGCAGAUAAAGAAUCAUUUAGGAGAACUGAUCUCAACAUGCUCCAGUCUUCCUCUUAUUUCCUUGUUAGCCUGAAGUUAAGAUUCCACUACUUAUGAGCACUUCUGAAUUGAAAAUCCAAUUUCUCCAAUGCUUUUAAAAUUUAAAACCCAUUGAUGACAUGAUAGAAGACCUCCAUGAGUAAAGAAUUCUCCACCUCUGGUCUCAUCAUGGCAGGUCACAAUCCAAGUGCUAAAAAUGUCAUGUAAAAUGACUUUCAGGUUGAUGUGACAUAUAAAUGAGUUCUGUCUCUAGAUUUGGAUCCAGUUCUCCUCAAUAUCUCACCUUGUAUGUACAAGUAUCCUAAAGUCCAAAAAUAUCUGAAACAGAAAACUCUUCUGGUCAAAACAUUUUGAAUGAGCACAUUUAAAAGCCAAGGUAUUUGAGACAGAAGUUUCAACAGCAUUCCUGGGGGAGACACAAAGGAUGGAUGAAUACAUGAGGAUGGGAGGAGGGAAGGUGGCUGUUGAUAGGUAUUUUGAGAUACUCUAUUUGUGUCCUACCCUAUCCCUCUUGAACGUUUUUAUGCAUAUUGACUUUUCCUCUAGUCAUACAGGGGCAUUCACAGUUACCUACAGAGAACCAGAAUUGCUGUAACAGGUCUUCAAGAGGGAACUUAUUUUGGAUAAUGACUCAUUGAAGAUGCUUUGAAAAUUUAAAAACAAGCUCUGUAAGCAGAAGUCUGUGAGAAAAGUGAGGAGGAAUUGUUUGUGUCAUAAGUGAAUAAAAGGCAAA
This is a messenger RNA of Arvicanthis niloticus (Nile rat), 4772 nucleotides long. RefSeq names its product complement C7 (gene C7). Gene Ontology annotation, molecular function: protein binding. Lineage: Eukaryota; Metazoa; Chordata; Mammalia; Rodentia; Muridae. Gene Ontology annotation, cellular component: membrane attack complex. The record is from RefSeq and is a predicted model, not a curated record. Gene Ontology annotation, biological process: complement activation.